Molecule: messenger RNA, 3193 nt
Organism: Megalops cyprinoides (Indo-Pacific tarpon)
Lineage: Eukaryota; Metazoa; Chordata; Actinopteri; Elopiformes; Megalopidae
Product: protein mono-ADP-ribosyltransferase PARP8-like
Exons: 26
Coding region: 339-2915 (858 amino acids)
Biological process (GO): endoplasmic reticulum unfolded protein response
Cellular component (GO): nuclear envelope; membrane; intracellular anatomical structure
Molecular function (GO): protein serine/threonine kinase activator activity; NAD+ poly-ADP-ribosyltransferase activity; kinase binding
Source: RefSeq, a predicted model, not a curated record
UGUGGAGGAGGUUGGAUCUUCCGGUACAAAAAAUCACUAUCUGGAUGGAAAACACAUCAAGGAGCGGAGCUGUUGAGUCCUGCUGAAUUUUCUCCGGAUCCAUUGUCAGUUUGAAGAGAGAUGUUAUAGCUGGAAUCUGUAACAGAUCGGUCCGUCCGACACACCUGGGGUUUUACAGUUCAGAUAGCUGGUGUUAGCUACAAAGCUAUUAAUGUAGCUAAGAUUUUUUUCUCAUGUAUAUAUUGCAGUCUUUCAAUCGAGUUUACAGAUAUAUUCUGAAAGGGGGAAUCUGUUUUGCUGUAUAGUAGAAUAAGCCAUUCCGGGUUUUUUUUUAUUUCAUGGGGAUGUGUUCAAGACAAGAGAGAAUACAAAAAGACGUCGACAUCGUGAUCCAAAGGUGUAAGGCAGAGAAAGACUGCCCGUUUUCCGAUUUCAGAUACACAGACGCCACGUUUACAUUUACAUAUUCCAAAGGAUCUAAAAGGGUUUCAUAUUCAGUGCACGUCUCUGAGGAUUACCCAGACAAUACAUACGUUUCAAAUUCUGAGAAUGAUGACAAUGUUUUAGUCACAAGAGAUCCCAUUCCAGUCAUUUUCCACAGAAUAGCAACAGAAGUUAGAAUAAACAGUGAUGCCACAAGCUGCCUGCCCUUCAAAUCAACGCUUCAUAUUGACAAGAACCAGCUCCAUAGUGCCAUAGAGGAGGAUUCUGAGGGAGACAAUGACUCCGAGGAGUUCUAUUACGGCGGUCAGGUGAACUACGAUGGAGAGCUUCACAAACACCCACAGCUGGAGGCUGACCUGGCAGCCGUGAGGGAAAUAUAUGGACCUCAUGCAGUAUCUCUCAGGGAAUAUGGUGCAAUUGAUGAUGUUGACAUAGAUUUACACAUCGAUGUCAGUUUCUUAGAUGAGGAAAUCGCUGUUGCCUGGGACGUGAUCAGGAGAGAGCCCGUGAUUGUGCGUAUGCACUGCUCGCUUACGCAGUACCUGAAUGGACCAGUACCAACAGUGGAUGUGUUCCAAGUGUCCACAAAGGAACGAUUCGGGCUUGGACAUCAGCUGAAAAAGAUAAUGCAGACGUUUGUCACACAACAAUGGAAGCAUCAUUGCAAAGAGAAACUGAACUGCCCACAAAACAAAAAGCUGACAGAGAAGAAGGUGAAGUCACCACUGCACAUUUUUUCAACCCUCCGCAGAUCGCCCAGCUACCCUCCCCCUGGGUGUGGGAAGAGUAAGAAGAAGCUGAAGCCGGAGCAGGACGGCGUGUCCAAGUCUCACAAGCUGCUGCACAGAACCUGCUCCGGUGCGCCAAAAGCAGAGGACGGCUGCACGUACAAGCCCCACAAGGCCCCGGACCGGCCUGCGUGUGGUGACCCGCACACGGAGCCGGCCCCGGCCACGCCCCUUCGGCCCCACAAGCUCCUCCCCCGGCCCUGCCCCGCCCCACCGACGAGGCAGGACGGCUGUGCCUCCCCGAAGCCCCGCAGGCCCCCGCCGCCGCGGCCGUGUCCGGGGGAGUCAUGCUGCGAGCGCGCCGGCCCCGCCCUCAGGCCCCCGCGCCUGCUGAGCCGCUCCUGCUCCGGCAGUGUCCGCGCCGAGGAGCUGGAUGGGCUCCGCCACCACCGGCUGCUCAGCAGGUCCUGCUCCAGCAGCACCAGGCUGGGGCGGCCCGACCCCCCCAGGGAGCCCGUCUCAGGCCAGGAGGGCAGGCGGCUCUCCCUCACCUCAGGGCUCAUGGGCAUCCUUGCCCCGUCGCUGUCCUCCCCGCCCGCACCAAACUCUGGGGCAAAAUCAAUCCCGGUGAGAGAUCGAGGCUUCCUUGUCCAGACCAUGGAAUAUGCUGAGCAGAGGAUCCCUGUCCUUAACGAGUACUGUGUGGUCUGUGAUGAGCCUCACGUGUUUCAGAACGGACCGAUGCUUAGACCAACAGUUUGUGAACGGGAGCUGUGUGUAUUUGCUUUCCAAACUCUGGGGGUUAUGAAUGAAGCUGCAGAUGAAAUUGCCACAGGAGCUCAGGUUGUGGACUUGUUGGUGUCCAUGUGCCGAUCUGCACUGGAGUCUCCAAGAAAGGUGGUCAUUUUUGAGCCAUAUCCUUCAGUGGUGGAUCCCAACGAUUCCCAAACACUGGCCUUCAACCCCCGCAAAAAGGACUAUGAUCGAGUCAUGAGAGCCCUUGACAGCCUUACAUCAAUCAGAGAAAUGACCCAGGCACCUUACUUGGAAAUUAAGAAACAGAUGGACAGACAUGAUCCACUUGCUCACCCCUUGCUGCAGUGGGUGAUAUCCAGUAACCGAUCACAUAUAGUGAAGCUCCCAGUAAACAGACAACUCAAGUUCAUGCACACGCCCCACCAGUUCCUCCUGCUCAGCAGCCCUCCUGCCAAAGAGUCCAACUUCAGAGCUGCCAAGAGCCUCUUCGGCAGCACUUUCGCUUUUCACGGCUCUCACAUAGAGAACUGGCACUCCAUCCUGAGGAAUGGUUUGGUUGUGGCGUCAAACACGAGGCUACAGCUCCAUGGCGCCAUCUAUGGGAGUGGAAUCUAUGUCAGCCCAAUGUCAAGCAUUUCCUUUGGUUACUCAGGGAUGAAUAAAAAACAGCAGAAGGUCGCCUCAAAGGAUGAGACAGCAUCAAAUAGCAAGACCAAUGCAAGUCUUCAGUCACAGAAGAAGGGGCAGCAACCACAGUUUUUGCAAAGUCGAAAUCUGAAAUGCAUAGCCUUAUGUGAAGUUAUUACUUCUCCUGAUCUGCACAAACAUGGUGAUAUAUGGGUUGUUCCAAACACAGAUCAUGUCUGUACAAGAUUUUUCUUUGUCUAUGAGGAUGGGCAGGUCGGUGACACAAGCAUCAACACGCAAGACAGCAGCAUCCACAGAGAGAUCCUGCGCGUCAUAGGCAAUCAGACUGCCACUGGCUGAAAAUGACCAGCACCACAAUGCUGCCUGACCACACUCUUCCUCUCUCAAAGCUGGAUGUUCAGAGAAAGGAAUGAGGCCAGUCUCAUUGUGCUAAUCAAAGAAAGACACUAUGUGAUUGGGAGUUGUAAAGAAGAGCUAUACCGUUUAUACACCCUGGUGUAAUCAUAAUGGUAUUUCCAAUCAAAUAGUUUAGAAUUUGAAAUGUACCUUUUUUGCAGAGUUUAUAAAUAAAGGAAUAUAUGAAGUACGUCAGAAGUCACUUCUUUCUGAUUUGACUG